GCAGGGUGGAUCGCAUUUACACACGUUUUUCUGAACGCAUCCGUCUUUUGACGUUUGACAGUGACACUUGACGCUAGGUUAGGUUUAUAUUGAACGAAAUAACCUAAGAAAAUCAGUACAUUGAAUAUAAAUUUCAUCGUUUUUCUUUUUUAUUCUCUUCCAAAAUGGACGGAGUAUCAAAGUAUAACACAUUUAUAGCAAUGCACAAACCUCAGUUGGUUUUGUCAGGCGUUCCUGAGCACUUUUGGCCCGUUCUUUGCAAGAAGUUAUAUGAUCAAAUGUUUGACUCCGGCUCCACAUUCCAAUUGGUACAAAUCGAUUACGAAGACUCUGAGAAGAAAAGGUACGAUCCGCUCUGGGCCGUUGUAGCACUAUGCGACAUUGAAAGAUCAGAUCCGACUCAUAUUUACUUGAUUGAUCAUGCCUGGACUUUUAAGGCAAACAAUGUUCAAAACUGUUUAAGAAAUGUACCAGGACUGUUAGAUAGAAUGUGCUUUCUUAUGCAAAUAAAGGGUGAUUCUGAUGAAGAGAAGAUUGAAAAAGUUUCAGAAAAUGUCUGGAAGUAUGCACACACAUAUGCUAUUGGAGGAAGUGAGUUCUCGGUUGAAGAGAGGGUGCCUCUUUGGUAUGUGUUAGACGAACUAGGAUCUGGGAUUACACAUUCAGAUAAUCCUAACUUUAGGGCGGUGCCAUUUAUAUUUGUGCCUGAGCAAAUAACUUUCACUUUGCUCUUCCCUAUUGAAAAUGUGGAAGAAGGUGAUUCUAUUACAAGAAAUUUUGUAGAGGGAGCAUACUCAGAUCCUCUACAAAGAGAGGCAAUGCUGAUUCCUUGGAAACAUUAUGAACACUUUCAUGAUGACUUUUCUCAGAAGGAGCCAGAGCAGAAUUAUUUCCUGGAGGGACAUAUUGCAGAGACUCUGCCAAACCUUGAAUUACUAAAAAAUAUCCAACAUGGUGAUCAGUUAAAAGUCUUCUCUGAAUACACAUUUAUAAAUCAGUACUUGACAGAUUCUGCAUUCGAAAUUGUUAACAACGAAGAUGAUGCUGAUGUCCUGUGGUACACGACACAUUUCAAAAGCUUCAAAGAAUUAAGUGAAUCAUUUCCUACAAAAUUUGUUAACCAGUUUCCUUUUGAAUAUGUCCUGACAGUAAAAGAUCUUUUGGCUAUUGUUUCAAGAAGAGCAGCCAAGAAAGAUUCAGCAUCUAAAGACAAAUUUGACACACAGCCGGCAUGGUUGCCAACCACAUUCAACAUGAAGACAGAAUUAUCAAACUUGGUUGCAUGCUAUAUGCAAAGGAAGUUGGCAGGAAUGGACAAUCACUGGAUUUGCAAACCAUACAACCUUGCAAGAGGAUUAGACACUUACAUAACUGAUAAUUUAGAUUUCCUGUGCCGGUUACCUUUGAGUGGACCAAAAAUAGCUCAAAAAUACUUAGAAAGUCCUGUAUUAUUUGAAAGGCCUGAGAUUGGUCAAGUGAAAUUUGACAUCAGAUAUGUUGUCUUGUUGAAAUCUGUCAAUCCUACAAGUGUCUAUGUGUAUAGCAACUUUUUCCUCAGAUUUUCCAACAAAUCAUUUGCUCUGAGCAACUUUGAGGAUUAUGAACAACACUUCACUGUAAUGAACUACAAUGAAAAUGCAACUUUGCACAGAAUGCUGUGUGCAGACUUUAAGACUGCUUGGGCCAGUCAAUAUGGGGAUUACAACUGGGAUGAAGUUGAACAGUCAAUUUUCAAGAUGUUUGCUGAGCUAUUUGCUGCAGCAACUAGUAAAGAAGCACCUUGUGGUGUUGCUGAGAGUCCCCAAUCAAGGGCUUUAUAUGCAGCUGAUAUAAUGCUAAGUUGGGAGACGAAAGGGUCUGAAAAAGUCAUACAACCAAAACUAUUGGAAAUGAAUUGGAUGCCGGACUGUCGCCGUGCCUGCGAGUACUAUCCCGAUUUCUAUAAUGACAUAUUCUCAGUUUUAUUCCUGAACAAAGAAGCAAGCACAUGCAUUAAAAUAAUGUAACACUUACGUAACCAAAUUGUAAUGGGCUCAAAGUAUUAUAUCUGUAUACCUUUUGUUAUUAUGUUUAUAAUAAAUUACUUAAACAAA
Messenger RNA from Leguminivora glycinivorella, 2093 nucleotides. It is a transcript of the gene TTLL12, whose product is annotated as tubulin--tyrosine ligase-like protein 12. The coding region runs from base 165 to 2006 and encodes 613 amino acids. The transcript has a single exon. The record is from RefSeq and is a predicted model, not a curated record. Gene Ontology annotation, biological process: protein modification process. NCBI's taxonomy places the organism in Eukaryota, Metazoa, Arthropoda, Insecta, Lepidoptera, Tortricidae.